Enterobius vermicularis (human pinworm) is the source of this 521-nucleotide messenger RNA. Lineage: Eukaryota; Metazoa; Nematoda; Chromadorea; Rhabditida; Oxyuridae. The record is from the annotation of a GenBank genome assembly.
AUGUGGAAUAAAGCUGAAACUCAGGACGAAUCUUCAAUAAGUAUAGUAACGCGACUGCAGUGGUCUGCAAUUACAACGACUUUGGCUGUAUGUAGCGAAAAAUUCGUGACUAUAUUGCUCGAGCAACCUAUUUUGUCUCAAAUGAAGCAGAACACAGCAGUGGUGCAACUUGAUUACAAGAAUUUUUUGCUAGUCCAGCUGGAAAAUCAUAUGCUUUCACAGUUAUCUUUACAGAUUCAGGUGGUUUUCUAUGAAAUAGUAAACAACGGGAAGUAUACUUCAACUAAGAUUAUUGCUAAUUUUCCAUGUGUUGUAGUUGCAGCUGCGGUUGUUGGGCAGUCUAUUGUUUGUAUGGAGAAGGAUCAACUUUCUCUUCGAACAUUUCAAGGGACCUCAAAACAAGUUAUUGCUUUACCAGAAAUGGAGGGUACAAUAAUAGUCUCAGAUGUCAGUACACCGUGGAUGUGUUUAGGAACAUCUGGUGGUUUUAUGCGCGUCUACGAAGUAAACGACAAGUAAGU